GUCUCUUGUUCACCCAAAUAGCACAGCCACACUCUCUUCUUCCCCCGGCCGUGUCGGUGUGUGUCUCUCUCUGACUCUCCCCCACCCCCGCCGCAAAAACCCUAGCCUAGCCCUAAACCUCGCUGACCGAUCGCCGCCCCACCGCCGCGGCGCUCCCGGCGCCGUCUGGUUCGCCCCGCCCCCGGCCACAAGGAGGCGAGGAGCCCCCCUCCUCCCAGGACAGCCGCCGCCAUGAACAUGGACUCCUUCGAGCGCCUCCAGGCCGACAGCAAGCUCCGCGAUGCGCUGAGGCGAAUCCAGUACGACGAGGAGGGGACCGACGAGGAGGAGGAUGAGGAGGACGAGAGGGGCGCGGAGGAGGAGCUGGCCUGCCCGUUCUGCGACGACGAGUAUGACAGCGUCGGCCUUGUCUUGCACAUCGACGACGACCACCCGCUGGAGAGCAAGGCCGGGAGAUGCCCUAUAUGCUCAGAGAGGGUUGGGCUUGACUUGGUUGGGCACAUGACUGUGCAGCAUCCCACUUUCUUCAAGGGCAGGUCGAGAAACCGACAAGCUUCAUCUGGAUCACAUUCUUCUUCAAGAUAUUCUGAAUUGAAAAAGAAUGCGGCGUACAUACAGUACCGUUAUGGUGGAUCCUCUCGUGCUUGCUCGCUCAACACAGUGCCUGAUCCUCUACUCUCCUCCUUCGUCAGUAGCUUCAUUGAUGAUGAUUUGCCAAAAGAGGUCCAAGAAGUGUUCUUGGAUGAUGUUAUUGAGAAAAGUGAUUCCUUGGAGCCUAAAGCAGCAGAAAGUGCUGAGGAGCCUUUGCUCCCUGAGGUCAAGGAGGAGAGAACUAGGAGGAGCCAAUUUGUGCAGGGACUGGUGCUGUCCCUGAUGUUUGAUGACAUCUUAUGAGCAAUGUCUUGUUCUGAAAAUUGGUUGAGGAAGGUAGCUCUUGCUUCCAUCGAAGUGUCAUACCAAGUGCAAAGUUGCUGCUGCUCGUGGAUCUGCCAUUUAAAAGGGAUGGCAGCAUUGUUGUGGGCUGAUGAGGAAAAUGGAUGUUGUGAAUAUAGAUGCUCCUUUAGUACGCCGGCCGGUGUCGCAUGGACAAUAAUAUAAUAUGUAUAGCUUUGUUUUAUGGGUACCAGAGAUGUUGUAAGAAGGGGUCCUGUGCCCCUUGUUGUAUGUAUUAUUGGUAGACUGCCGAAAUGAAUAAUCUAUAUCUUCGGACCUCAUUUCA
Brachypodium distachyon (stiff brome) is the source of this 1219-nucleotide messenger RNA. Its product is annotated as protein DEHYDRATION-INDUCED 19 homolog 2. The transcript has 5 exons. The coding region runs from base 232 to 894 and encodes 220 amino acids. NCBI's taxonomy places the organism in Eukaryota, Viridiplantae, Streptophyta, Magnoliopsida, Poales, Poaceae. The record is from RefSeq and is a predicted model, not a curated record.